Molecule: messenger RNA, 2451 nt
Organism: Cynara cardunculus var. scolymus (artichoke)
Lineage: Eukaryota; Viridiplantae; Streptophyta; Magnoliopsida; Asterales; Asteraceae
Exons: 2
Coding region: 1-2451 (816 amino acids)
Source: RefSeq, a predicted model, not a curated record
AUGGCUUGUCAAAACCGAUUACCAACUCAAGAUCGCAUUAGUCAGUGGAAGUAUGAACCUCCGGAUUUGAAUUCUUUUGGUUGUUUGGAUAAACGGGUGGCUAGUUUAAAAACGGAGCUUGAAGUUGCUCAAUUGGCUUGCGAUCUAGACCCUUUUAAUGAUUUGCUGAAGGAGGACAUUGCUCACCUCCUGUUAGCAUAUCAACAAGCUAGAAAUGAUCAAAUGGAAAUGAUUCGACAAAAAGCAAAGAUUUCUUGGCUAAAUGAAGGUGAUGGUAAUUCAAAGUUCUUCUUUCAUGCUAUGAGAGAAAAACGUCAUAGGAGUCAUAUUGCUACUAUUGUUGAUGCUGCUGGUACGGUUUUCGUUAAUCAAGAUGUGCCUAAAGCCUUUCUUACGCAUUUUGAAGAUAUUUUGGGUAUGUCUAAUAGUUUGGUUAAUCCGUCUAUGGAAGAUUGUUCAUUUGUUCGCUCAUUAUCGGUAUCAGAAUCUUUGCACUUAAUCAGACCUAUUACGGACAUGGAGAUUCAGACUGUGCUGUUUGAUAUUGGGAAUGACAAGGCUCCUGGUCCUGAUGGGUUUUCGUCAAAGUUUUUUAAAGCAGCUUGGAAUGUGGUUGGGAGGGAUGAGAAUAUUGCGGUACAUAAUUUUUUCUACUCUGGAACUUUAGAAUACCAGUUGAAUCAUACUCUUCUUUGCUUAAUUCCAAAGGUUCCCAAUGCUUCUUGUGUUACUGAUUUUAGACCUAUAGCAUGCUGUAAUGUUUUGCUGAAAUGUAUCAGUAAAAUUAUUGCUGAUAGGAUGAAAGGUUCUUUGGAUUUUCUUAUUAGCAAGGCGCAAUCUGCUUUCAUUCCUGGUCGUCAGAUAACUGACAAUAUUCUAAUGGCUCAUGAGCUUGUAGCUGGCUAUCAAAAAUAUCAGGGGGAACCAAAAUGUGCUUUUAAGAUUGAUAUUCGGGAUGCAAUUUCAGUUGAAGUUCUAAAACGUGCUCUCCAUUUGUUUGAAGAACGAUCGGGUUUGUCUCCAAGUCUUGCUAAAAGUAAAGUCUUCUUUGGGAAUGUAGGGAUGGAUGUUCAGAAUAUCAUUCGACACAGUCUUCCUUUUCGUCCGGGGGUUUUUCCUAUUCACUACCUUGGAGUGCCUCUCUCUCCUAUUCGGUUAAAGGUGCGUGAUUUUAACCCUCUUGUGCUCAAACUUAAAUCACGUUUGAUGAAUUGGAAAAAUAAAUUUCUUUCUUAUGGGGGAAGAAGACAGCUCAUCAUCUCUGUGCUUCAAUCUAUGCAAACCUAUUGGAUGUCGGUAUUUCUUGUGCCGGCAACCACUAUUCAUGAGAUUGAGCAGCUAUUCCGUAAUUUCUUAUGGAAUAAAAUGGAGGGUGCUAUGGGUAAAUGUCGAGUUUCUUGGGAUAGGAUUUGUCUUCCUAUUCAACAUGGUGGUCUUGGUUUGAAACGAUUAGCACUCUGGAAUCGGUGUUUACUGUUUAAACAUAUUUGGGAUAUUCUUUCUCAUAGGAAUACUAUGUGGGUAUCCUGGAUCCAGUCUUAUUGUAUUCGAGGCAGGAAUUUUUGGAUUAUAAAGAAAAGGAAUGAAUGGUCGUGGCUUCUUCGAAACCUUUUGGAGUUGAGACCUCACUGCAGAAGAUUCUUUAUCUGUAAUGUGGGUAAUGGUAUAUCCACUCAUGCUUGGGAAGAUACGUGGAGUGAGUCGGGUCCCCUUAUCCAUUUGCUCACUUACAGAUUCAUUAAUGGUCAURGGUUUCACAAUAAUUCUACAGUGUAUGAUCUAAUGCAACGGUUUGGUACUACUUGGCYAGAGGAUUGGAUUCAGCUGUAUCCCCAAUUGCAAAGUGUUUUGAUCCCACUCCCUACUCAACUUGAGGAUACGGUCCAAUGGCUUGAUGCUAACCAUCAAUGGAAAGCAUUUGAAGUCAAAGUGGCUUGGCAUAAAUUACAAGAAGCAAGGCUAAAGGUGCAUUGGUAUAAGGUUGUAUGGAAUAAAGCCUACAUUCCAAAACAUGCUCUGUGUAUGUGGAUGGCUUGUCAAAACAGAUUACCAACUCAAGAUCGCAUCAGUCAAUGGAAACAUGAACCUUCGGACUUGAAAUGUGUUUUCUGUAAUCUUGUGCUUGAAACGCAUAAUCAUUUAUUUUUUGAAUGCAACUACUCGAAUAGUAUAUGGGAGGUCAUUCAGAAGGAAGUUGGGAUAACAAAUUGUCCGAACAAAUGGGAGGACAUUCUUCACAGGGGCUUAUCUCAAGGGUGGAAGUCAUGGUCCACGGUUCAAAAGAUUGGUAUAUCUACUACGGUAUACCACAUAUGGCGGGAAAGGAACAAAUUUUUUUUUGAUAAGUAUAAUCAAGCUGGAGAGAAAGUGGUGGCUGAGAUCAAGAGUCAGAUUCUUCAAAGAAUGGCGUGGAAGGCUAGACAAAAACUCAUACCUCUCAGUGAUGCGUGA